Molecule: messenger RNA, 1876 nt
Organism: Daphnia magna
Lineage: Eukaryota; Metazoa; Arthropoda; Branchiopoda; Diplostraca; Daphniidae
Product: serine/threonine-protein phosphatase alpha-2 isoform
Exons: 4
Coding region: 194-1192 (332 amino acids)
Cellular component (GO): nucleus; cytoplasm
Molecular function (GO): protein serine/threonine phosphatase activity
Source: RefSeq, a predicted model, not a curated record
UUGGAUUCGAGCAAGUUACUAGAGAGGGGGCGCUGGUCCGACGAACGACAGCCAUCUUGGAAAAAGUGUAUCUGGUGAAAGAUCCCAAAAUAUUGAGUGGGACUCGGAGAAUAUCGUUAGGAAUUUAUCGGUUGUCAUCUGUCGCCUCAUCUCUGUUCCAUCGUUAGUUUUUGUUGUACAUCUUUAUAUUCCAAUGGCCGAAACAGAUAAACUCAACAUUGACAGCAUUAUAGCCCGACUUUUGGAAGUUCGUGGCUCCAGACCUGGAAAAAAUGUCCAGUUGACAGAGAAUGAGAUCAGAGGCUUAUGCUUGAAGUCCAGGGAGAUCUUUCUCUCGCAGCCCAUCUUACUGGAACUGGAAGCACCACUCAAGAUUUGUGGAGAUAUCCAUGGUCAGUACUAUGACUUGCUGCGUUUGUUUGAAUAUGGAGGCUUUCCACCAGAGUCAAACUACCUCUUCCUGGGUGAUUACGUUGAUCGAGGGAAGCAAUCUCUUGAAACCAUCUGUCUUUUGCUGGCUUACAAGAUCAAAUACCCAGAGAAUUUUUUCCUGCUGAGAGGCAACCAUGAGUGUGCCUCCAUCAACCGUAUCUACGGCUUUUAUGACGAGUGCAAACGGCGCUACAAUAUCAAGCUAUGGAAGACCUUCACAGAUUGUUUCAACUGCCUACCCGUAGCGGCCAUUGUUGACGAGAAAAUCUUUUGCUGCCACGGUGGUCUCAGUCCUGAUCUCCAAAGCAUGGAACAAAUUCGCCGAAUCAUGAGGCCCACAGAUGUGCCUGAUCAGGGUCUUCUUUGCGAUCUUUUGUGGUCUGACCCCGACAAGGACACGAUGGGUUGGGGCGAAAACGACCGAGGUGUAAGCUUUACUUUUGGUGCGGAAGUUGUUGCUAAAUUCCUUCACAAACACGACAUGGAUUUAAUCUGCAGAGCCCAUCAGGUUGUUGAAGACGGAUACGAAUUUUUUGCGAAGCGUCAGCUCGUGACCCUCUUUUCUGCACCCAACUAUUGUGGCGAGUUCGAUAAUGCUGGAGCUAUGAUGUCAGUCGAUGAGACGCUCAUGUGCUCUUUCCAGAUUCUCAAGCCGGCAGACAAGAAAAAAUUCCCAUACGGAGGCUUGAACACCGGUCGACCUAUGACGCCACCACGAGGUGGACCGCAGGCCAAACAAAAUAAAGGAAAAAAUAAAUAAUUCUCCUUCCCGCACCUUAAUGUCCGUCGGGCGGGCAACUGUUUGACUAGCGUUUAGGAACAAAAAAAAGGUCGAGGUCUUGAGUUGGAUGUUUCGCCGACUAUUGUUAUCAUGAACCUCCAAAUUACACACAAGAAAACAAAAAAAAAAGUUACACAAGUUAUUUUAAGCGUUGCAAUCGGAUGGCUUCGUACGAAUGCUGUUUCGGAAUAAAAGGGGGUAGAAGAGGAUCAAGGGAUCGUCGGAGGCGAAGAGAAUCGUAUUGCUAAAAACAAAAAAAAAGAUUGGUUCUACCAAUUGUACCUUUGAUUUCAUUCUUUUUUUUCUCCCAUCUUCUUUCAUUCUUAUCACAAGUGACGAACUGUAAAGCGACGACUAUGUAGUUGAACUUCCCUCCUGAUCCUGAUAUAGCCGAGUCCAGAUUUUCUUUCUUCAUACCCCCUCCCUCCAGCCCCCACCAUUUGUCAUGUGUCUGUUGUGUAUUUAAGAAGAAAAAAGUACUGAAAUAUCUCCCGUCUUCUUUGUUUGUUUUUUUAUCUUUUCUCUUUUCUGCGAUUCUUCUACCAUUUACUCUUCCGACGAGUUAGUACUCGGGCGAUAUACACACAAAUAUGUUCUCCGUAUUGAUUCUGUCCAUCUUAUUUUGAUCCCAUCAUUACAAUAAAUGAACAGAAACUGUGCAAA